AUGAUUAUUCAAACUAUGGACGAGAAUCCUGAAUUUGAUAUCGUAGAUAUUACAAAGAAAUUAAGUAUUGAUGUACUUCAUGCUGUGGAAAUGCCUGCACAAGAAGCAGCUUGGUAUUUAUUACGCAAACCAAUGGCUAAAUCAUCUGUAGCAACAGUUUACAUACCAACGAUAUACCCAACAGAACGUCAGAGAAUAAGAAAAACUUUAAAAGAGCUAAGUGAUUUAGAUGAUGACUGUACAAAUAUAUGGAAGGAAAAUUGGUUCGAUAAGUACGAAAAAAGGCCUGAAAUUCUUGAAAAUUUAACAUUAGCUCAAUUUGUUGCUAAUUAUAGUAUGAGAAAACACGGAGAGUACUACAAAAGAAAAAUGUCUAGAGUUAUUAGAUACCGUAACUAUGAUAUGGCUAACAAUUUCAACGAUUAUAGACGAGAAAUGGUGUUACUACACAUUCCUUUUAGAAGUGAAGAUAAUGAAGUUCUUGCUGAAAAUAAAUUCAUUCAAAUUUAUGAAGAUAAUAAAAACUUGAUUUUAGAACGUAGGAAAGAGUUUGAAUCUAAAUUAGACCUAGAAAAAACACUUGAAAUUUGUAGACAGUUAGGUAGAGAUGAUGACAAUGAAGACGAACAGUUGCGAAACGAAGCUAAUGUCAUAUUUGAAGAAGAUCCAUAUGCAAGAUUACUACAGGAUGUUAAUUCUGUCGUUAAUGCUGAUAUACGAAAUGCUACACUCAGCAAACUUGGUGCUAUUGCAAAAAAAAGAGAAAAUACAAUGGAUACCCAACAAUUCUACGACUUAAUGAGUUCGGCUAACAGUGAGCAAAAAGAACUUUUAAUGCAUAUUAUAUUUCAUCUUCAAACUCAAAAUCAUCAACCAUUUCAAGUUUUUUUCACUGGUCCAGCAGGCAGUGGCAAGACUCUUGUUAUUAAACUUAUAAUGGAAAUCUACAAUAGAUAUACUGACAAUGAUGGUUACUGUAAUUCGUAUAUAGUUUGCGCAUCUACUGGUAAAGCUGCUGUGGCAAUUGAUGAAGCUCCAGAUAAGGUCAUCUCAAUAGCAAAGGAUAUAAUAACUGGAACUAAAAAUCAAGAACAAGAAGCUUCUUUUAGAUUACAACUACACAAAAAAUCUGUCAUCGAUACUGGGGGAUUACCUUACCAAAUCACUUUUGUAAAAGGAAAGUAUUAUCUUAUCACAACAAAUAUUGAUGUACGUGAUGGAUUAGUUAAUGGUGCCGUUGGUAAAUUAAUUCACCUAGACUUCAAUGAGGACAACGUAGUUUGCAGAGUUUGGCUCGAAUUCUGUGGAUCAGCAAAGGUUGGACAAAAAGCAAGAAAAAAAGCUGCUUUACUAGCUGUCCAAAGCAAAGUUAAUAAUGCUGCUGUACCCAUUGAAUGGCGAACAUCCAACAUAACCAUGAUAAGGAAUAAAGCAGUUACUGUUAAACGUAAACACUUUCCCAUAAUUUCUGCUUGUUCUAUGACUAUUCAUAAGUCACAAGGUGGAACAUUUGAUCAAAUUGUUUAUGAGUAUGACAAAAUACAUCCACAACAACUUGUUUAUGUUGCUCUCUCUCGUGUAACAAGCAUGGAAGGUUUAUUUAUCGUUACAUUUGAUGAUGAUGAAACUAAAUUUCGAUUUCAUCAUAAUCGAGUACAAGCUUCAUCAACAAUAUCUCUAGUACAAGAGUUUCAGAGAUUGUCAUUAAAUAAGCUUGAAACGAAGGCAAAAUCUGUCAUUGAUUUCAUUACUAGAGAUAAAGGCAUUUCAUUGUGUGGAGUUGCGAUAUAUCACAACAUAAAUGAUACGACCAAUCUUGUAACACCAAAUAUGUCGGUCAUAAUGAACAAUAUUCAGGACUUGCACGUAAGACGUACAAGUGUUGCAGAUUUAUGUGUAGCAGAGUGUGUAAUGGAAAACGGUGUUACCUUAAUCAUGGCAGUCAUAUAUGUCUCACCAAAUAACAUAUUAAUAGAUAUUCAGGAGUUCAUUCAUCGAGCACUGCUAGAGUAUUCUAAAGAUGUAUCUCGAACGCUUAGCAGAUACAACAAAAAUUUAGAUAAAGUUCCACUCAUUUUAGCCGGUGAUUUUAACAUCAACUUCAGUAAUGAAAAAUCAAAACAAUUGCUACAGUUUCUAGAGGAAGAAUUUGAUUUAAGAAUUAACAAUAAUCCAGCAGAAUCAACAACAAAAUAUAAUACUACUAUUGAUGCAGUUUUUUCAAGACAUUUAAAUAAAAUAGAAUCCCAAACAUAUGUUUCCUACUUCAGUUACCACAAGCCAAUUAUUACGAAAAUUGAGCCUACUGAUUAA
Messenger RNA from Pieris macdunnoughi, 2313 nucleotides. The record is from the annotation of a GenBank genome assembly. Lineage: Eukaryota; Metazoa; Arthropoda; Insecta; Lepidoptera; Pieridae.